Messenger RNA from Monopterus albus (swamp eel), 571 nucleotides. RefSeq names its product SCO-spondin-like. The transcript is spliced from 4 exons. The record is from RefSeq and is a predicted model, not a curated record. Gene Ontology annotation, molecular function: protein binding. Gene Ontology annotation, cellular component: extracellular matrix. Lineage: Eukaryota; Metazoa; Chordata; Actinopteri; Synbranchiformes; Synbranchidae. The annotation marks the transcript as partial.
CUGUGACUCAGGAGGGGACUGUGAGUGUCUCUGCACAGCCGUCGCUGCCUAUGCUGAGGAGUGUAACCGCCGAGGGGUCUACAUCCACUGGAGGUCCCAGGAUCUCUGUCCUCUUCAGUGUGAAGAUGGUCUGGUGUACAGUCCCUGUGGUCCAGCUUGCUUUCCCUCUUGUCCCACUGUUCAGCAGAGUCCACACUCCGAGUGUGACACCCUCUCCUGUGUGGAGGGUUGCUUCUGCCCUGCUGGCACUGUCCGGCAUGGAGACAGCUGUAUAGUUCCCACUGAGUGUCCUUGUGAGUGGGAAGGCUCUAUGUUUCCACCUGGAGCCACCAUCACUCAACACUGCCAAAACUGUUCCUGUGCAGAUGGUGUGUGGCAGUGUGAGGGUGUGGCCUGCCCUCCUCCCUCCCCUCCCUGUCUAGAAUCUGAAUUUAGCUGUGCUCACGGGCGCUGCAUCCCCUCUCAGUGGGUGUGCGACAACGAGGAUGACUGUGGUGAUGGUUCAGAUGAGCUCUGCCCAGCCACCUGCUCCCCAGACCAGUUUCGCUGUGCCAGCACACCAAGGUGAAGC